Nicotiana tabacum (common tobacco) is the source of this 2436-nucleotide messenger RNA. NCBI's taxonomy places the organism in Eukaryota, Viridiplantae, Streptophyta, Magnoliopsida, Solanales, Solanaceae. The record is from RefSeq and is a predicted model, not a curated record.
GUAUAAAAAUGCUUUGGGAGGUUCUUGGGUGGUUGUGAUACUAUUUUUGUGCUAUUUCUUGAUAGAAGCUCUCCGUGUUGGAAGUAGCACAUGGUUAAGUUUUUGGACUGAUCAAAGCAGUUCGACGAGAUAUAGUGCUGGCUUCUACAAUCUGAUUUAUUCACUUUUAUCUCUUGGUCAAGUUAUGGUAACUCUGACAAAUUCAUUUUGGUUGAUCACGUCAAGCCUUUAUGCUGCCAGGAGGUUGCAUGAUGCUAUGCUUAAUUCUAUUUUAAGAGCUCCAAUGGUCUUCUUUCACACAAAUCCACUGGGGAGGAUUAUCAAUAGGUUUGCCAAGGAUCUAGGGGACAUAGAUAGAACUGUUGCACCCUUUGUAAGCAUGUUCCUGGGCCAGGUGUUUCAGCUUAUCUCAACAUUUGUCCUGAUUGGUAUAGUGAGUACCAUGUCUUUAUGGGCAAUAAUGCCGUUGUUGGUCUUGUUUUAUGGAGCCUAUUUAUAUUAUCAGAGCACUGCUCGUGAGGUGAAGCGCUUGGAUUCCAUCUCCAGAUCUCCUGUCUAUGCACAAUUUGGUGAAGCGCUAAAUGGUCUUGCAACUAUUCGUGCAUAUAAAGCUUAUGAUCGAAUGGCCAACAUCAAUGGGAAGUCAGUGGAUAACAAUAUUAGGUUUACACUUGUGAACAUGGGCGGAAAUCGAUGGCUUGGGAUCCGUCUCGAGACUGUAGGGGGUCUUAUGAUUUGGCUUACGGCAACAUUUGCUGUGGUGCAGAAUGGAAGGGCAGAAAACCAACAGGCCUUUGCCUCAACAAUGGGUUUGCUUCUCAGUUACGCCCUAAAUAUCACAAGCUUGUUAACUGCUGUACUGAGACUUGCAAGUUUGGCUGAGAAUAGUUUAAAUGCUGUCGAGAGAGUUGGAACGUAUAUAGACUUACCAUCAGAAGGUCCCGCCAUAAUUGAGGGCAGCCGUCCUCCUCCUGGAUGGCCUUCAGCAGGAUCCAUUCGAUUUGAGAACGUUGUCUUACGUUACAGGCCCGAACUUCCUCCUGUUCUGCAUGGUAUAUCCUUCACAAUUCCUCCGAGUGACAAAGUCGGAGUAGUUGGCAGGACUGGAGCUGGAAAAUCUAGCAUGUUUAAUGCUUUAUUCCGACUUGUGGAACCUGAAAGAGGAAGGAUAUUAAUUGAUGAUUGCGAUGUUUCAAAGUUUGGACUGACAGAUCUUCGGAAGGUUCUUGGUAUUAUACCGCAAGCACCAGUUUUGUUCUCAGGGACCGUGAGAUUUAACCUUGAUCCAUUCCAUGAGCACAAUGAUGCUGACCUCUGGGAAUCUUUGGAAAGGGCGCACCUUAAGGAAGUUAUCAGGAGGAACUCUUUGGGUCUCGACGCCGAGGUGUCGGAAGCUGGAGAAAAUUUCAGUGUUGGACAAAGACAGCUUUUAAGUCUUGCUCGAGCAUUGCUUCGCCGGUCAAAGAUUCUUGUUCUUGAUGAAGCAACUGCUGCUGUUGAUGUCAGAACUGAUGCUCUUAUUCAAAAAACUAUACGUGAAGAAUUUAAGUCAUGCACCAUGCUCAUCAUUGCUCACCGUUUGAACACUAUCAUCGACUGUGACAGAAUUCUUCUGCUUGAUGCUGGUCAGGUACUGGAAUAUGAUACUCCAGAAGUAUUGUUACAAAAGGAAGAAACUGCUUUUUCUAGGAUGGUUCAGAGUACAGGAGCUGCAAAUGCUCAAUACUUACGAAGCUUAGUAUUAGGAGGGGAAGAGGGUAACAGUAUAGGGAGGGAUAAACAGCUAGAUGGGCAAAGGAGAUGGCUUGCCUCUUCACGUUGGACUGCUGCAGCACAGUUUGCACUAGCUGUUACCCUUACCUCAUCCCAAAAUGACCUUGUGCAGUUAGAAAUUGAGGAUGAGGAUAAUAUCCUGAAGAAAACAAAGAAUGCCGUAAUCACUCUGCAGGGAGUAUUAGAGGGUAAGCACGACAAAGAAAUCGAAGAUACCCUGGAUCAGUACCAGGUUUCCAGAGACAGAUGGUGGUCUUCUUUAUACAAGAUGGUUGAAGGUCUCGCGAUGAUGAGUAAGCUGGCGCGCAAUAGACUUCAUCAAGCAGAACUUGAGGUUGAAGAAAAAGCAAUUAACUGGGAUCGCGCUGAGAUGUAGAAGUCUUCCAGUCUGCAGCAGAUUAUGGAAUGGGACUUUUUUAAAACUUAUUUUAUUAGAUUUUACAGAUUUUUUGUCUACCCCUUAACACUAGUUGUGACAUUGAUUUUUUAUCCCGUGAGAAAGUUUUGCUGUGCCUCUUCUGAAGAUGAUGAUGAGGUUUCUUGUAAAAUUAAGGAGAAAUGUUAUUUUGAGUGCAACUACCACAGAUACAGGGAACUGGCAUUAGAGUGGCUUAUUAUUAUAAGAGAUCUCCGAGUUCUGUGCUGCAUGGCUAAAACAACUUA